Molecule: messenger RNA, 956 nt
Organism: Polychytrium aggregatum
Lineage: Eukaryota; Fungi; Chytridiomycota; Chytridiomycetes; Polychytriales
Exons: 8
Coding region: 69-836 (255 amino acids)
Biological process (GO): regulation of transcription by RNA polymerase II
Cellular component (GO): mediator complex; core mediator complex
Molecular function (GO): transcription coregulator activity
Source: RefSeq, a predicted model, not a curated record
CCACUGCUCUGUCGCGGUUUGGUCUCUGGUGCGCUCUCUCCGCCAUCGCCCUCAUUCCUGGCAAACCCAUGAUUUCGCAACCACAGCCUGGGGUUGAUACUACAGGUAUCACUCCUCAGGGGCCUGUGCACUUCGUUGGCACUGUUCGACAUGCUGGCCCGUCGCUCUCGGCCAAGACCGAUUAUUUGGCAUACUUCAACCUCAAAUCGGCGUAUGAUCGACAUGUGCGGCCAUUCAUGCCCGAUUACCAAGGCUCGGCACCGGCCAAGAUCCUCGAGCCGUCAUAUUUGCCAUAUAUCGCGGACGUAUCGGGGAACCGGACAAUCACCAAGGACGAGCACAAGACUCUGUUCCAUAUCCUCUGCCAACCACCACGCGGAGACCCCGUCCCGAUCUCGGUGCUGGACCAUGAUGUGAUCGACUCGGCGUUCGCCCUUCGGCCUGGAGAUAUCCCCGGGUUUGACAAGACAGAGCUGUUCGGCGCACUCGACGUCAGCCGCUUGGAAGACACCCAGCCGGGCGCACAACCGUCCGACUCCAAUCGGGGAACCGACCGACCGACACAGCCCAAGGUCCCUGAAAAGUUCAUCAUCAAGCUUAACGCCCCAACAGGUCCGCCGCUGGAUGGCGGUCACGAAGAUUCGUCAGAGAAGAAGAAAAAGAAGAAGAAGAAGAAGCGAGAGCAUCACGAUGGAGACGGCGAUGAUGCUGAUGGCGGCGAAAAGAAGCACAAGAAAAAGAAAAAGAAGCACAAGGAGGGCCAUUCAUCACAUCACGUCGAUGAGGCCGCUCCCACCGAUGUUGAGGGAGAAUCAAAGACCGUGGCAUCGGGAUAGACACGGGCGGCUGGGUACUCUGGAUAUCGGCUGUGCUGCAUGUGCCGGGCAUCGGACCAACGCGGCCCGAACCUGUUUGCGAUGUGUUGGGCAUACCUGUUUUUUUUUUUUCGAUCAAAC